Anolis carolinensis (green anole) is the source of this 6563-nucleotide messenger RNA. RefSeq names its product ankyrin repeat and IBR domain containing 1 (gene ankib1). The coding region runs from base 337 to 3639 and encodes 1100 amino acids. Gene Ontology annotation, molecular function: zinc ion binding; ubiquitin protein ligase activity; ubiquitin conjugating enzyme binding. The transcript is spliced from 20 exons. The record is from RefSeq and is a predicted model, not a curated record. Lineage: Eukaryota; Metazoa; Chordata; Lepidosauria; Squamata; Anolidae. Gene Ontology annotation, biological process: ubiquitin-dependent protein catabolic process; positive regulation of proteasomal ubiquitin-dependent protein catabolic process; protein polyubiquitination. Gene Ontology annotation, cellular component: cytoplasm; ubiquitin ligase complex.
GUGGUCGUGGUUUUGGAGGCUCCCGAAGAGGCGGUCCGCUGAGAGAGGAGCCGAGCCAGGCCUCUCUGGGCGAAGCCGGGGAGGAGAACAAAGGGGCCUCUCCCAGGGUCUUCUGCAGGAAGCCCAGCCCUGUCUCCCUCCCUCAGGAGAGAAGAGGCAACCGUGCCAGGCAGUGAGUGAGUGAGUGAGAAGGCGCUUUCCCUCAGAAGGGCCGCUUCGUGGAUGGACCAAGGCGGGCUCCGGGGAGGAGGGCCUCUUAACGCAAAAUAUGUUGUUGGCCUUUGCACCAAGUGAUUGAAGGGGAACAGAAGAAGCCCCCACCUCAUUGAUGACAACAUGGGAAAUACAACUACUAAAUUCCGUAAAGCACUUAUAAAUGGAGACGAAAGUUUAGCCUGUCAAAUAUAUGAGAGCAACCCUCAACUAAAAGAAUCUCUAGAUCCUAACAUUUCUUAUGGAGAGCCGUACCAGCAUAAUACUCCAUUACAUUAUGCAGCUAGGCAUGGCAUGAAUAGAAUAUUAGGGACUUUUCUCUUUGUGAGAGAUGGUAAUCCAAAUAAACGAAAUAUACACAAUGAAACAUCUAUGCACUUGCUUUGUAUGGGACCUCAAAUUAUGAUAUCUGAUGGAGCUCUUCAGCCUCGUUUGACACGGCCUUACGAAGAUGAUUUCAGAAGAGCAGAUUGCUUGCAGAUGAUACUGAAAUGGAAAGGAGCAAAGCUUGACCAAGGCGAAUAUGAAAGAGCAGCUAUUGAUGCUGUUGAUAACAAAAAAAAUACACCUUUGCACUAUGCUGCUGCCUCAGGAAUGAAGACCUGUGUAGAGCUUCUAGUAAAACAUGGUGGAGACUUGUUUGCUGAAAAUGAAAAUAAAGAUACCCCAUGUGACUGUGCAGAGAAACAGCAUCACAAAGAGCUGGCACUUAAUCUAGAAUCCCAGAUGGUGUUCUCACGAGAUCCUGAAGCUGAAAGCAUUGAAGCAGAAUAUGCCGCUUUAGACAAAAGAGAGCCAUAUGAAGGGCUACGACUUCAGGACCUAAGAAGGCUCAAAGAUAUGCUGAUUGUUGAAUCUGCUGAUAUGCUUCAAGCCCCUCUGUUUACUGCAGAAGCUUUGCUUCGAGCACAUGACUGGGACAGGGAGAAGUUACUUGAAGCUUGGAUGUGUAAUCCAGAAAACUGCUGCCAACGUUCAGGGGUUCAGAUGCCAACUCCUCCUCCAAGUGGAUAUAAUGCUUGGGAUACACUUCCUUCACCAAGAACUCCUCGAACUACUCGCUCUUCUAUUACUUCCCCAGAUGAAAUUAGUCUCUCACCAGGAGAUGUUGAGACAACUAUGUGUGAAAUUUGCAUGUGUAAUAUUUCUAUAUUUGAAGACCCAGUAGAUAUUCCUUGUGGACAUGAGUUUUGCAGAGCAUGUUGGGAGGCAUUUUUGAAUAUGAAAAUUCAAGAGGGUGAAGCCCACAAUAUUUUUUGCCCAGCGUAUGAUUGCUUUCAGCCUGUUCCAGUAGAGAUCAUAGAAAGUGUGGUUUCCAAGGAGAUGGAUAAACGUUACCUGCAGUUUGAUAUUAAGGCCUUUGUUGAAAAUAAUCCUUCUAUUAAAUGGUGUCCUACACCAGGCUGUGAAAGAGCAGUCAGGCUAACAAGACAAGGAUCUAAUACAUCUGGUUCAGAAGCCCUAAGUUUCCCGUUGCUAAGAGCUCCUGCUGUGGAUUGUGGGAAAGGGCAUCUUUUUUGCUGGGAGUGUCUGGGUGAAGCACAUGAACCUUGUGAUUGUGAAACAUGGAAAAACUGGCUACAGAAGAUAUCGGAAAUGAAACCGGAAGAACGUAAGAAUGUUGUGGGAGUUAGCGAGGCUUAUGAAGAUGCAGCCAACUGCUUAUGGUUACUCACCAACUCUAAACCAUGUGCCAAUUGCAAGUCUCCCAUUCAGAAGAAUGAAGGGUGCAACCAUAUGCAGUGUGCAAAGUGUAAAUAUGACUUCUGCUGGAUUUGCCUUGAAGAAUGGAAGAAGCAUAGUUCUUCCACUGGAGGAUAUUAUAGAUGUACUCGCUAUGAAGUAAUUCAGCAUGUAGAGGAACAAUCAAAGGAAAUGACAGCUGAGGCUGAAAAGAAACACAAAAGAUUUCAAGAACUGGAUAGAUUUAUGCAUUAUUACACCAGGUUUAAGAAUCAUGAGCUCAGCUAUCAGUUAGAACUACGCCUUCUCAAAACAGCCAAAGAAAAAAUGGAGCAACUGAGUAGAGCCCUCAGUGGACCUGAAGGAGGAUGCCCAGAUACCAUGUUCAUUGAAGAUGCUGUUCAAGAACUUCUCAAAACCCGCCGCAUCCUAAAGUGUUCUUACCCCUAUGGAUUCUUUUUAGAACCAAAAAGCACAAAGAAGGAAAUAUUUGAACUUAUGCAGACAGACCUUGAAAUGGUAACAGAGGACCUUGCCCAGAAAGUGAACAGGCCUUACCUUCGUACUCCUCGUCACAAAAUCAUCCGCGCUGCCUGCCUUGUGCAGCAGAAGAGGCAAGAGUUCCUCGCCUCCGUUGCCCGAGGAGUUGCUCCGGCGGAUUCUCCAGAAGCUCCAAGGCGCAGCUUUGCUGGUGGAACAUGGGAUUGGGAAUACUUAGGAUUUGCAUCCCCUGAGGAAUAUGCUGAAUUUCAGUAUCGGAGGAGGCACCGGCAGCGGCGGCGUGGAGACAUGCACAGCCUGCUUAGUAAUGCUCCGGACCCUGAGGACCCCAGUGAGAGCACACUAGAAACCCAAGAAGCUGGCAGUAGUAAUAGAAGACAUGGGAAUUCCAUGGUGAGUUCAGCUUCCAUGAGUAUUCUUCACAGCUCUUCUCUUCAUGACUAUACUCCUGUUAGUCAUUCUGAAAACCAAGAUUCUUUGCAGGCUCUGAGUUCCUUGGAUGAAGAUGACCCAAACAUCCUGCUUGCUAUUCAGUUGUCGUUGCAGGAAUCUGGUUUGGUUAUUGAUGAAGAAACCAGAGACUUCCUGACCAACGAAGCUUCCUUGGGAGCAAUUGGUACUUCUUUGCCUACAAGGUUGGACUCUGGUCCCAUAAACAUAGAUAACCCAAGAGCGGCUCUGAGCAGCUCCGAACUUUUAGAACUUGGUGAUAGUCUGAUGAAGCUAAGUACAGAUAGUGAUCCCUUUUCCACCGACCAUCUUAGUUCUCACACUUUCAGUGAUGCAAGGAGUGGCUUGUACUCAACGUCUAGCGAAGCUGAUUCAAGUAGCCAAGACCCCAAUAUAAACGAAAACCUCCUUGGGAACAUAAUGGCCUGGUUCCACGACAUGAAUCCUCAGAGUAUUGCACUAAUCCCUUCCGCAAGUACAGAAACAGAUGAGGAUUCACAGCAACCCAGCACUGAAGAAGGGUCAGUGGAGCAACCCCAUCUUCCAGAUCUGAGGCAGGAUCCUCUGGAGGAGCAUGCGCUUUUUGAAGACGCACUCAAAAAUGAAGGCAGAGGCACCCAAACCGAGGAGGGCGCCACUGCUGCUGCUGGGGACCUUGUUACCGGAGAAGCAUUGCCACACAGUGCGGACACAGCUAGUGAGGCAGCCAGCCAAGCUGACGCUUCAGGAGAUGUUUCAAGUCAGCUAUCUCAGACCUCGCCUGAAUGGACUGAACACUCACAUUUGGUGUGAUCACAAAGAAGUCUGAACAUAGGAUUAUGGUUAUAGAGCCAGAAUGGCUAGGCAGUGUCCAGUGGUUCAUGACGUGGAGUAAGUGUCCUGAAGACUUUGGUCCAUGUUGUUUGCCAGUGGUCUCUAGAGGUGAAAUAAGUAGGAAUUCCCCUGAAGUUCUUUCUGGUGGUUUUUGGGAACUUUUCAGGGAAUUUCUAUUACAUUUGGCAGUAAGUGUCUUGCUUGCAUUGAAGAGAGAGGAAUGAUCUGUUCUCCCCAUUUCUAAUACAAUGCAGCAUCUAUUUAGCCUUAGACUGGUGAUCCUUAACUUGAAAGUAUGGAUUAAAGGCUUACUGAGACAAAUUUGGGUUAUUGGCCAUACGUAAUAAAACAUUUUCUCUUCCCCCUUUAUUUGAAUUGUAUUUUGACAAAACAAAGUUUGGCAGUAUAUAUUAACACCUUGCUUUCCCACAGCAUUUCCCUAACUAAUCUUGAUCUUGCUGAGGUAUGUAAUACUUCUUUCUAUUGCUGCUUGACAACCAAGGAGUGGAUAGUCUUUUCUAAACAAAACUAACUUUUUAGUAUCUAUUAACAGUAAGGCCCCAUCUACACUGCCAUAUAAUGCAGUUUGAACUUCAUUAUAUGGUCAGUGUAGACUCAUAUAAUGCAGAUUGAACUGCAUUGAACUAAAUUAUAUGAGUCUGUAUUGCUGUAUAAUCUAGUUCAAAAUACAUUGUAAUGGCAGUGUAUAUAGGGGGGGGGGGGGGGGUAAGAUGUGCCAAACUGUGAAUAACAAACCCAAUUUCAACGACAAUAUAAAAGUAUGCAGUAUUGCUCUUGUAAAUAUACCCAUGAUUCUUAAUGACGGAAAGACCACUUGAAAGAAUUGUUUUUCCGGAAUUUAACUGGCAUUUAUUGCCAUGGUGACUGCAUUAACAUAAGGUACAGGUUAAGUUAAUUAAGCUCAAUUCCACUGUAAAGAACAGUUAUUUUAAACGGUUGAUUAGCAGCACAUAUGCUGUAAGGAAAGACACUUUAAUGGAAGUGCAAUCGUAGUUCUUUUCAUAAUUAACAAUGCAUCCUCUGCACUAAUAGUGCAUUUAGUAAUGGUAACAUUUUAUAAAGAUGUUUAAUUUUUUUAGUUAAGAGGCAGUCCCAUAAAAAGGUUUAAUAAUAAUACAUAUUACAUGCAACAUGUUACUGUGCCUUUGCCUAACCCAAAUUGAUAGUUGCCACAGUUUAAAUGAGUUAUAGUUAUCUGUUCUGGAGUUUACUAUGCUAUGAAUUGCAAAAACCUCCAUAAAAACCACUCAUGGCCUUGCCUUUCCAAUUAAUAAUUACAAAGGGUACAAUCCUUCCGCAUCUAGGUACAUUGCUCACCCAUAGAAGGAACCCAUUUGACUCGGUUGAGUCUUCCCCCAACCCCAGCUCAGCAUGCAAGGGCCGUGUGCCUCAUUUCUAUCCUGUCCUCCUGCUCUUCUCAGCCAAAUUACUCGAGAAGUAACUUGGUUGGAUAGAGCAAGAAUGGUAGGAAUAGGACAAGUGCACACACUGAGCAGAAGGAUGAAACAGGGCUUUAAAAAGGAUCCCUUUGUAUGCAGAUCCCUCUGUAUGCAGCUGCUGUGUCCACCUAGGGAAGUGUUGUAUCCCAAAUGUUAAGUUUUAUAUAAAGGAACAAAACACUACUGUGUGUUCUUGCAAUUGCACAACGUCUGUUUGGUGUAUGGUUGCUGUUUCAUGUAAAAAAAAUAAAGAAGAAACUCCUUCCUUAGUGGUGUCCUACUGUAAAGAAAAUUCUUGUUGAGAUGGACUUCAAAGUGUCAAACCUCAUUGUAAUUUACAGUGAUGUAAUUUAACUAGAAGAAAUUGUUCCGAUUACUGUUUUGCUCACAUAUAAUCAAAGCCUAGGGUGUCACAAGCAAAAUAAGUGAAAUGCUCCAUUUUUAUGUUCAACUUGAUAUGAGAGAUCUGCUGACGUUUGAAAUAAAGGUUUCUCACUACUGACUAUGUACAGUUAUGUAUUAUGAUGGCAAAUAAGGUUGUAUGUAUAUUGAUUAAUGUGAGUUACAAGAAAAAAGUGUUACUCCUUUUCAUUUAACAAUUACUAUUGGAAUCUCUCAGACUCUGCAGCUGAUAAUGCUAAAUAACUACAUAUUAAUUAUUUACUCAAAAAAUCAGAAGAAAAUAAGUUUCUCCUGGACAUUUCUUUAGAAAGAAUAGUCUGCUGCUCUAUUACUGUAUUCUGUAGAUCCAUUACAUUUUCUAGCUUAGCUUCUAAUUACCCUGUCCUGAAAGUAUUGAUGCUGAAUUCCUCUUUUCCAGACUCGGAAAAUUGUCUAUUUAAACAUUUGUUUGGGAUAUAAUCCUUUAAACCUAAAAAAGGUCUUAAAAAUUCUGUCCUCCUUAAUUAGUCUUUUACUUUAAUUUGAAAUGCACAUACAACUUCCUUAAGUUUUAAUUUCUAAAUAGGAUGAUUCUCACACACAUUUGGUGUAGUGCAUUAAGAUGUCUUGCAAAGUUAAGAAAAGAUUUGUAUGAGUGCUCUCUGUGAUGAUAGUGAAGUCUGUGGGUUCUGGUUUUUCUGUAACUUGGUUUAGAUUGUGCAGUAUAUUUCAUAGUUUCUGUGUUAACUUUAUUCUGAGCAUGAAGUUUAGCAUAUUAAAUUUGUAUUUUCCUGCUACAUAUUGAAAAUUUAAGACCACCCCAGUCAUUGAAUUUACAAUUCAGAAAGAAAUUUUGGCAAGCCUAUUUUAUAAACCAGUUUAAUUUUAUAAUGUAAAAAAGUACUCUAAUCUUGAAAAUGCUAUUUGCACUUUCAUAGUCUAUACUUGAUACAUUCCCACUUUAUAUACAAUAGAAUAUUACAACCAUGUAGAUGUUUGGCCAAAUGAAUGCUGUUAAUAAUAUGUAAAAUUCUUUGAUUAAACAUUUAUUACUUAAACUAA